Molecule: messenger RNA, 2570 nt
Organism: Archocentrus centrarchus (flier cichlid)
Lineage: Eukaryota; Metazoa; Chordata; Actinopteri; Cichliformes; Cichlidae
Gene: fbxl12
Exons: 3
Coding region: 116-1354 (412 amino acids)
Biological process (GO): SCF-dependent proteasomal ubiquitin-dependent protein catabolic process
Cellular component (GO): cytoplasm; SCF ubiquitin ligase complex
Molecular function (GO): protein binding
Source: RefSeq, a predicted model, not a curated record
CCGCUAGGUCCCACAGUCAGUAGGCCAGUGUUUCCCGGGGAUUGCUGAUUCGGGCGCAACCCGUGUGCGUCCGCGUAUCGCUCCGUGUGUGAGGUUUGAGAGUUUUGUUUACAAAAUGGAUGAAUUCAGAGGCUGCAAUCUCGACUACUUUCCCGAAAACAUUUUAAUCGAUGUACUGUCCUACCUGAGCAUACGGGAGCUCGUCAGAGCCGGGAGGGUGUGUAAGAGAUGGAGACGCCUUGUUAAAGACCAAAGAUUGUGGCGAAAUGUCGACCUGACUUCAUGGAAAGGGGUGACAUCCCGCAUCCUUUGGGUCCUGCUGCGUCAGUACCUGGGUUGCGGACUAAGGUGCCUUCGCUUGCGUGGUUUGCUGCUCUCCGCACGUGGCGGAACCUUUCUCUCUGAGUCUUGGCUCAAAGCUUUGUCCACAAAAUGCCCUCGGCUGAGUAAGCUCUAUCUUCUGCAUGCAGACCUAAGAAGCCUACUGAGUUGCCAGAUCCUACCUCCAUCUUUGCAGGUGCUGGAGCUGCGUGGUUGCGAGCUGCCUCGUGGCUUCUUCACUCAGACCCUGCCUACUUCAUCAGCUAGCCCCCAAGAAAGAGCAGAACCCACAUCCAGUGUUGGUGUUCAACCGAAAGGAAGGGACCAGAAAGGGAAAGGGGCUAGCUCUCCUUCAGGGAUUGGUAUUGAGAGGUUAGUCCUUAACAAUGUGCCCUCUUUCACAGACCAGCACCUGCAGAGUCUGACAUCAUGGGGGAGGCUCCGUCAACUGGAGCUACGUGACACCUUUCGUGUAACAGCUAACGGGCUUAGAAGCUGUGCUGCCAAAGAUGGUGUCUGUGGUAUAGAAGGGCUUUCCAGGCUCAAGUUUCUGGAAAUAGGCAUUACAGGGCGGCAGGGCUACCAGUUACAGAUGGCCUCCCUUGGCUUGGGGGCAGGAUGGCUUGGACUGGAGGAACUGAGUCUUGGUGGAAAGGAGGUGGGGCCAGGUUUGCUCUGCGCCAGCCGUCUGAAGGACCUGAAACGUCUGCGCCUGUGGGACUGCACACUCAGCGAGUUGCAGAUAGCCCGGAGCUGCAGGAUGCUCCGUGGACUCCGCCAGCUGGAGUUUGUGGACGUCAAGUUCCAGCCUCGUCAGAAUCCACCAGCAGUGGAGGGGGAGGGUGAGGGUGGUGAGGUAGAAGAGCAAGACAGAGAGGAAGCUGCAGCUGCAGGUGCAGAUGGCAGCAAUGAUGAAAACAAGACAGUGGAUGUGAUUGAUCCUAUUCUAAGUUUGCGUCGCUCACUCGCUGUCCUACUGCCAUCCUGCAUGCUGGUGUUUACCAACUGCUCUGUUCAGAAUAAUGAAGACUGAAUGAAGUCUCCGGCUGCUGUAUACAAGUGGCCUACAUGGGAUUAGAAAGAACCCUCUGUCACGUAGGCUUUUAGAUAAUGUUGAUAUGACUAGAACCAGAUUCUGAAUACUUGUCAAAAUAAAGAAAAGUAAUUUUAAAAAUUAGGAUCACAUUUUCAAUAUAAAAAAUAUAAAAAAAAAAACAAAAAAACAGGAACAUACUGUGUAAUAAUGGAGCAGUCUACUCCCAAUGAUCCAUAUUUUUGUUUAUUCUUUUGUAUUUUUUUUGCUUUUAGAAUGAAAUUGCAAAAAACCGAAUAGCUGUACACAAAAAAACUAUUCAAGUAUUUUAGGGCUUUUUGAGCCAUUAAAUGAAAAAUAAUAGUAAUGAAGGAUUUCCUCAACAUAAUUCCUCAUAAUUACUUUUGGGGAUUUCAGUAGUUAGAGGAGGAUCACAAUUCUCAACAGUGCAAGAGCAACAAUAAAUGUUUUUGUGCCCAUUUAUUUAGGUUUUUACAGUAUAUGUUCAAAAUGUUACUCAUCUUGAUUAAAGCUUUCUUAGAAGUAAGAUAUAUAUUGUGAUAUAGUGUUUUCUGAAAAAUCCAAUUAGUAACUGUUAGGUAAAACUUCCAAACUUGACUGUCUGUUGUUGGCGAAUCAAAUUACUUCAUCACAUUGAUGCAAACAUCAUGAAAAAUGUCUUUCUCAUCGGUUUGUAAGGUUACCUCAGGCUGAGGCUACAACAUCAUGAAAGAUAGGAAAGAAAAAUCUUUGAUCGAAGACACAGAUUAUCUUGCCACGAGGGAUAUAUCGUCAUAUCCUACUAUACCCAGUGUCUUUGAGGUAAGUCAGUGGGAAGUCUCUCCUGGAAAAAUUAGUUUUUAGUGCUUUGAAACUAACAAUAUAAAAGAAAAUGAACAGUUACUGUUAGACUGUAAAAAGAUAAGCAGGUGUAAGCUACAAAGAUGCAGUGAAGCAGACUGCUGGCAAUGAGCCACCUGUUUCCUGUUGCUUUACCGCUUCUCAACAACCUAUACUGUCAGAGAACAUAUACUUUACUCCAGGUGUUUGAUGCACAGGAUAUCGUUUUGCAUAUGUGAUUUUUAGGAAUUGUGAAAAACAGAAAUGCUCGGCAUGAAUGUCUGUUGUCUCAAUUUUAGGAAAAAACAUGGAAGAUCUGUGUCAUUACACUGAAGUGUGUUGCAUUUAAAGCAACCAUUUAGUGAAGGUUAAUCUU